Messenger RNA from Pseudovirgaria hyperparasitica, 195 nucleotides. RefSeq lists its product as uncharacterized. Lineage: Eukaryota; Fungi; Ascomycota; Dothideomycetes; Acrospermales; Acrospermaceae. The record is from RefSeq and is a predicted model, not a curated record. The annotation marks the transcript as partial. The transcript has a single exon.
AUCUCAUCGAAGAUCGAUCGUAGUAGAGGCGCAAUAGCGUUCGUAGACGGCUACACAACCUGGAUCACGGGCCCAUCUGCCGCGGAGAACACCGACGUUCUACAGAGGACGGCUGUGGCCAAAGUAGAGCAGUGGACACGUCGGAGCGGCGCGGUGUUCGAAGCGGACAAGACAGUCUUCGUGCAUUUUACCCGC